CACAAGCCGAACGAGAGUGCCUUGACUAGUACACAGCAAUUGCGACGUGCCUGUGAAAUAGAGUGGGCGUUUAGAUUCGGUAUUGCAAGCUCUGAAUCAUAGGUGGUGUCAGAUCCCACAACCGCAACCAACGCCUCCAAACUCCCUUGGGUCCCUCUCAACGAAUAAAUACAAAGCUAUGUCUAUACCGAGCGCAGAUUCCUCGCCGUCGUCCUAAUAUUCACUCAGCCAACUUUUCCUCGCCCUUCACUUGUCAAUAUGUCCAUCUCUCCAGUCUUCCCCGGCCGGGAAUCGCGGGCCUACUGGUUCGAAUACCUCACCCUGGACCUCUUCAUCCGAGUCCUCAACAAGACCUUCCUUCACCCGUUCAUCGCCUGGCUCAUCCCUCUCUGCCUGCGUGCCCAGGCAACUCCCUACUCCCAUCCCUCAUUCAUAAUCACGUCCGCGUACGCGACUGUCCUCACCCUAGUCGUCGGCCUUGUCCUGUUGAAUAAGCGCAUCGCAUAUGGGCCGCCGCGGGAGGUUGAUCUUGAAGAGGAGGUAGUGGUGAUUACUGGAGGAGCUAGCGGAGUAGGACUACUGAUUGCCCAGAUUUAUGGAAUGCGAGGAGUCAGUGUUGCUGUGCUGGAUGUCAAAGAGCUGGAUAAGCAGAGUGGUGUUGGAUUUGAGGAGAUGUCCAGCGUGGAAUACUACCAGUGUGAUAUUGGCGAUAGAGCUCAGGUGGAAGAGGUAGCUAGGAAGAUAGAAGAUGAUCUCGGAACUCCAACGAUUCUAAUCAAUUGCGUGGCUGCACCUAUCAACGGGCUUCCACUCCUUAAUAUAUCCCAAAAAGCAAUCCAGCAAACCAUCCAUGCGAACCUCGGCUCCUUUUUCCAUACCUUGCAAAUAUUCCUCCCUAGAAUGAUGGCCUCUCCCACAGGCGGGACCAUAGUUACCGUUAGCUCCGUCCUCAGUUACCUCACUGCGGCCGGCUUGUCAGAUUACACAGCGACCAAAGCAGCCAUCAGCGCGGCCCACAAGACGUUGGAGGCGGAACUUCGUCAAUCGGGGGCGAGCGAGAGAGUCAAGAUGUUACUUGUCGAAACCGGACAAAUAGCAACACAGCUGUUCCAACGAGUCGAAACCCCAAACAAGUUUUUCGCGCCCGUCCUGGAGCCCGUGCAAGUUGCUCGAGAAAUCGUGUCAGUGGUUGAUACUGGAAAUGGUGGUGUGCUCAGGAUGCCCGCGUUUGCCUCGUUUGUGAGUUGGUAUGCGGUGUUGCCGGCUUCCAUUCAGAAAUUCGCCAGAUAUCUCAGCGGGAUCGAUAGAGCAAUGCAAAGGGCGGACUAUUCGGCAGAUCACGAAAUGGAGUCUUUAAAACGCUCGAAAUUCGAUUAAAAAUAGUAGUGAAAGUUGGUAUAUGGUGGGUUGACUUGUAAUAAUUUGCCUGAGAAUUGGUACGGGCCAAUAUCCACAAUGAUGGGAUACCUAAAAUGGCCUUUCGGGGGGGUCGGCAGCAUCCUUCAAGCUGC
Coccidioides posadasii C735 delta SOWgp is the source of this 1511-nucleotide messenger RNA. RefSeq lists its product as uncharacterized. Lineage: Eukaryota; Fungi; Ascomycota; Eurotiomycetes; Onygenales; Onygenaceae. The record is from RefSeq and is a predicted model, not a curated record. Gene Ontology annotation, molecular function: oxidoreductase activity, acting on the CH-OH group of donors, NAD or NADP as acceptor.